Spodoptera exigua (beet armyworm) is the source of this 2263-nucleotide messenger RNA. NCBI's taxonomy places the organism in Eukaryota, Metazoa, Arthropoda, Insecta, Lepidoptera, Noctuidae. The record is from the annotation of a GenBank genome assembly.
CACCUUCCGACUUAGUUCAGUGUUACGUGCAAAGCGCAUGCGCGCGAUCGUGUUCUAAAUUCAACUCAUAAUUAAAAUUAAUUUUUAUAUGGCAGUUGCGAACCGACCGUGUGGUGAUUUCCAUUGUGACAGAAGUAAAUCAUGCAUGAGAAGGACUUCUAAAUCUCACUGGACUUUAAAAUCAACAUGCGACUUCAUAAAAACACAGCUAUGCACCAUAGCAAUUUCUCUGACGCUGUUCAAUUCAGUUCGCCUUCCGAAAGAAGCGUUUAGACAUGGGACAGUUCCGUACCUGGUGAUCUACUCCUUCUGGCUGCUGGCUGCAGGGUUACCGACGACACUGCUACAACUUGCCAUGGGUCAGCUAAGUCAACAAGAUCCUGUUGGAGUGUGGAGAGCUGUGCCUAUUUUAAGAGGUGUCGGCCAUUUAAAAGUGCUGACGUCAUAUUUAUGCUGUGUUUACUACAUGAUGUAUGUAGCUCUGUCGUUUGCCUACCUCCUGUGGAUAGGCAAGGGGUCUUUCCCUUUAAAGGAUUGCACUAAACUACACAUAACGCCGAAUGGAUAUGAAAAUAAAAUGAACGCAACCGAGUGUUUCAGUUCAACAUUUUUGGCGCCAUUCACAGAGUACCCGCAGUAUCUCGGCAUAAUGGCGGUUUUAAUAUUUCUUCUUUGGUUCUUCAUUCCCGCUCUUUUAUACCGCCUUCACAAAACCCUGAAAACGACACUUGGAACCAUUAGCGUGAUCAUUGUGGCUAUUGCCAUAUUACUCUCUACAUUUCUGGCUAAGACUGCGGUACUUGAUUCAAUGUUCGAAUCGUGCGUGCAAUGGUCUUCGCUGUCACAGCCCUACAUUUGGCACAGUGCUCUAGUGCAAGCUAUAAUGUCUACGCAAAUUGUUAGUGGAUAUCUGACCAGCGCUGGUGGAUCCGUUUACAGACAUUCUGAUGUUCGGUGGACAUCAGCAUUAAUUAUUAUGACAAACAUUUUCGCUGGUUGGCUCUGGGUGCUUCUCUGGGAAUCUAUUGGAGACACUGGCAGAAAAGACACAAGUUUUAUAUCAAUUCUAGUCUUAAUAUACCAAUCUUCUGUCUCCGAGAGAAGAAAUAAGGAAUGGCCUAUACUCGCAUUUGGAGUUGUUUUCUUCUCUGGUAUUAUUAGUGUGUUAAUACUCCUAUAUCCAGUAUACGAUAAGCUCCACCGAGUGACUGGAGAUCACUGGAGGGUCUUUGCUUGUGCCACAUCAGCUGUUGGUACUGCUCUUACAGUAGCAGUUCUAGCUCGAGGGUUGGAAAUAGCCACCAUGUUAGAUGAACUGAUUAUACCAGUUCUGGCUGUCUUCACUUCUGCCGUUGAAGUGGUUGGCUUUGUAUUUAUCUAUGGCUGGUGUUAUCUCACAGUUGACAUAGAAUUCCUAACAGGUUCGAAGCUUCCUAACUUCUGGAUAGCCACGUGGUGGCUUACUCCAGUUCUCAUAAUUGGAGUCACUGGCUGGUGGCUUCGAGCAUUGCUACGAAUUUCCUGGGGCAAUGGAAACACCCUUUGGCCUUUGUUAGCAGUAUUUUUGUUGAUAUUAAUUGUCAUGGUGAUAUUGGCUGCUAGGGCUGUAGCCAAAGAGGAACAAUUUAAUUUAUUUUCGAAAUUAGUAUCAGCAUUCCGCCCAUCCAGACUAUGGGGUCCCGAAGAACCCAUGGCGAGGUACGUGUGGAUGUCUCAACGAUACGUUCACGAAACUGUAAGCAUAGACAACGAUACUAACUCCGAACCGAACCACUACGCAAACGUCAUGUACAGUAAAAAUAAAUAUGAAGAAGAACUAUACAAAAACGAAAUAUACCCAAGGACCUACAGUAAUAUAUACCACCCAAAUGAUGAUUAUAAAACUGAUUACUUAUACGAUGGAGGCAUAAAAUCGAUCUACAGUAUCAACACAAUACCGAGAGGAAAGAAAAAGAGUAUAGAUGAAAAUUACCGAUCGCCAAAUAUAUGCAUUGCCAAAGGUAGAUUAGGAGGACCUACUGAAUGCAGCUGCAAUAGACAUUUCACAUUGAACGUGCCUAAUUUAAGAAGUAAUGAAGUAACAACCAGUCUUUGAAUACGUACAACGAAAUGUAACCUAGUCGAAUUAUUUAUUUAAAUUUAUGUGAACACUUGAACAAAUAUUUGUAUGAGUAGCUUGUGAUGGCAACAGAUGUGACUAACACUAGAGUGAUGUUAUUAUAAUAAACGAAAACUUUUUAAAUGUUGUGUUGGUUUUUAAAUU